This is a messenger RNA of Penaeus vannamei (Pacific white shrimp), 1805 nucleotides long. NCBI's taxonomy places the organism in Eukaryota, Metazoa, Arthropoda, Malacostraca, Decapoda, Penaeidae. The record is from RefSeq and is a predicted model, not a curated record.
GUACUUGGCGUGAGAAAGAAAAGGAGAAACUUGAUGCUUGGCGUAAAAAGGAUGAUGAUAGAGAAGAACCUGAAGAACCUGAACCCAGAGACCGUGGAAACAAAGACAUCAGGACGGAAGAGCCACCUCCGCGUGACCGUGGCAAUAGAGAUAUCAGAGAGCAGCAGCCACGAGAGCCAGAAAGACGUGGAUUUGGAAGAGACAGAGAUGACCGCUUUGGAAGGGAUCGUGAGGACCGCGGAGGUUUUGGACGAGACCGAGAUGAACGUGGGUUCGGAAGAGACAGGGAAGAGCGUGGAGGUUUUGGAAGAGAUCGUGAGGAGCGUGGAGGCUUUGGAAGAGACCGUGAUGACAGGGACGGUGCAAGUGACUGGCGUCGUGGACCACCAAGGUCUGAUCGUGACUUCGGCCGUGGUGACCGAGACAGGGACUUUGGUAGGGGCGAUCGUGACAGAGACUUUGGACGAGGAGAUCGUGACAGGGACAGGGACUUUGGACGAGGAGAUCGUGACAGGGAAUUUGGAAGAGGAGACCGAGACAGAGACUUCGGACGUGGAGGUGACCGUGACUUUGGACGUGAGGACCGUUUCCGCAGGGGUGAAGACCGCGACAUGGGACGUGGUGACCGUGGAUUCAGUCGUCGCAUGGAUGAUGACAGGCGUGGACCCUCAAGAGCAGAUGAUGGAGGUUCUUGGCGAACAUCAGGACCUCCUCCUACCAGAGAUAGACGUGAUGACCGUGGUGGAGAACGGAUGGAAAGACGAGAUGAUAAACGUGGUGGUGGUGGUGGUGGAGGAGGCAACUCAUGGCGUGCACGUGAGGAAGCGCGCAAAGAAGAACCUCGUGAAGAGAAGUCACGCCCAUCUCGCGAAGAAGAUGAAGAUGGCUGGACUACUGUGAGGCGUUAGCUCAAAUGAAAUUGCAAUGUUGUCUUUGCAGAGGCUUCAUUGAGGGACUAUUCACUAUCUUGAUUAUUAGAUACUAUGUUUGAGAAUCCAAAAUUUAAAGUGAAAUUAAAAGAAAUAGGAAGAUAGAAGGUUUUUGUGAAAUUUUAUUAUUAGUUGUCAUUUUUGUUAUUUGGUGCUAUCAUGAACUAAAAGGAUCUGCUUUCAGAAAGAAUAAUCAAGAAUCAUAAUAUAUAGUAAAAGAAUAGAAAAAAUAAUCUGUAAUUGAAGCAGAUUUUUGUGUAGAUGCUUUUUAGUGUCUAAGCUGCCUAGUGUCUAAAUUUUAUCAGUAUAAGAAAGUGGAAGAAUGAUGCAAAGUUAGAUAACCAGUUUGCAGUUUUGCACAUAAUGAAAUGAUAGGAUUAAUCUUUACGCCAUGUUUCUUUCGUAGGAAUUCUCACCUUAUCCCAUACUAUUUAACAAAUUAUAUAAGAUUGUCAUUACUCUGAUAUGAGAAAGGCUGUUAUAUUAAUGGGCUAUACGUGCAGACUUUAGCUUUUAUAAAUGUCAAGAGCGUGUCUUGUACUUUUAAUCAAAUCUUCCUAAAGGAAGAAAUUAGCCCACAGUCCCACUUAGCUAUGUUUUCCACUAGAGUGAACUCUCUCAUUAUUGAUUUUUUAAUGUGGAUCUUGAUAACUUUGAGUAUCUUCAAUGGUCUGUAUUGCCACCACAUCAUUUAAAGGAUUAGGUAUGUAGUAAUUAAGCGCUGUUUCUUAACCAAGAAAAUAUCACCAGUGAUUGUUACUCGUUUAUGUUGAAUUGAAGGCUGAGUUGUAAUAUAUCAUGACUUGUUUUCCUUGGAUGAGAAGCUAUCUGCUUUGUAGUGGUCAAACUAUUAUCAAUAAAGGUAGUGGUCUCCUA